This is a messenger RNA of Arachis ipaensis, 3324 nucleotides long. The record is from RefSeq and is a predicted model, not a curated record. Lineage: Eukaryota; Viridiplantae; Streptophyta; Magnoliopsida; Fabales; Fabaceae.
AAUGGAUACGGCAGAAGAGGCGAGAUCCGAUCAUCCGAAUUCCGAACACAAAACAAAAAGAGUGAGCCAUACCUGAAAAAGGCGGGAAAACCCGGGAACCAAAGCAAAACACUCAUUUGAAAAAAAUAACAUAUAUACAUACGGAGAUAGAUAUAAAAUAAAUUAAGAUGAAAAAAUAGCAGUCGGAAGAAAGAAGAGAGUCGGAGAGUGGAAAAUAUCAAUGGCGGAAGGGAACCGUUUUCAAACCAUACUCGAUUCCAUUAAAUCCUCUGAGACUGUGGAGGAUCGUAUUCAGUUGUUCAACGAUCUCGUAACUCUAGAAAUGAACGGUGCAUCCGAUUCUGAAUGCACUUCCCUCGUCAAAUGCCUCACAACAUUUUGGGAGGAUUUCACAUGCUUGGAUGUGACCCAGUGCAUGCUAAAUGGAAGCAUUCUACAAGUGGCUUUAAAACACAUGGAUAUUUGCCUUUCCGGAUGUAUGCCACAAAUUCUGUCUCUUGGAGCCAAGGCAAGUGUCUGGUGUGGCAAGCAUUUAAAAAUGAGUCUUUUGUCAACAGAAGAGUCUCAGGAGGAAGAACAUAGCUCUGUAUUUUACAAGCUUCUUCUGGAGAUCCUAAUGUUUACUGCAUCAACCUUUUCAGCCUUGUUGAAAUUCCUUGAUUUUGGUGACAAGGAGUUGAUGAUCGUUGUUGAAACCUUCACAAUAGAAGCAUUAAAUCUAACAAAAGAUUCAAUAUCAGAGGCAAAGAAAAUCCAAUCAUUUGGACCCGACAUAUUGAAGGUUGCACAUACCCUCAUUGAUGCUGUCAUAAAAUUGUGCAAGGUGCGUUCUGAAUUGGUAAACUGGGAUACCAGUGAUGCAAAUGUAUCGAGCCUUGAUAGGCCUACUGAUGUUAAACAUGCCAUCAACAUAACAAAAUGUGCCGUAGACAAGCUAUCUCAGAUUGGUGUCAUUGCUGCAAAUGAUGGUGGCAAUUCAGUCAACAUUCUUAACGUAUCCUGGAAAGGGGUUGUUUCUCUGCUUCAAACUGGUGGGGGGCGUUUUGCUGACAUGAAUGUGACAAAUAUAGUGUUAACUUUGCUUGCAUUGAUAACCGAGCCUUUGAAGUGUGCUGCUGAGUCUUGGUCCUCAUCACUGAAGGAAACAGUUUCCGUGACUGAAGCAAAAAGGGUCUUUGUGCCUGUGAAAUUUUUCCUGAUUAAUGCUGUUAAAAUCUGUUCGAUGUAUCCUCAUCAAGCCUACACGGUGUACAAGGAGAUUACACACUCUGUCCUGAUGAUCACUUCGUUUAGGAUCUUUAUAGGUAAUGAAAAUCUUCUGAAAUGUGCAUCUUCAGUAAUUACUGACCUACUGGAGGAAACAACUUUGGAUUUGGUACUGUCUCUGCUUCAUUCUGAUCAACUAAAACUGAAACAAAAGAUUGAGGUACUGGAUUCAUUGUUCACUACUGAGGGGGUUUCUGUCCUUGAAGGUCCAAUUUUUGCUGAUUGUAACAUAGCAUGGGUUAGUGAGAUCUUCUGCAGUUCCUGUGAAGGUAUGAACAGAGCAAGAAUACUAAUCAUAAGCCGAGUUGCAUUGUUCAUUAACUUCCUCAGGUAUUCGUUUAGGCUUGAUGAAGAUAUCAAAGUGUCGAUAGUUCAGAAGCUCCAUUGGAUCUUGGAUAUCUUAAGUGAGGAAGAUGUGUACUGUCACAUGCUUGUUUUGCAACUUCCUUUACUGUAUGGAUCUGGAAAGACUGCACAUCUGGUGUGGCAGCCUAUGUUUAGUUCCCUCUUGCAAGCAUUCAAAACCUUCAUGAUUGUGAUCUGUUCAAGUACAGCUUGGGGAGAGUUGGAGUCUUUCUUAUUAGAGAAUUUCUUUCAUCCGCAUUUCCUUUGCUGGGAGGUUAUUAUGGAAUGCUGGUGUUUUGUGCUGCGACAUGCUGAAACACAGAUGGCAAGUAGCAUCAUUACCAAGCUAUGUUCAUUACUUAAGGUGCUAGCAUCCUCAAAAUCAGUUUUCCUUUCUUAUUCUUCCUUCCGAAAGUUGGCAAGAUCAAUAUGCUUGCUUCUUACACAUGGCGCAGAAUCAAUGGUUAACCAAGUGUACAUGUCCCUUGUGGGAGAUGGGAGAUCACAGUCUUCACUAGUUCUGUGUUUUUCUCUGUUAACUGAAGGUUUUCCAUUUGAUUUACUGACAGAUGAAUUGAGAAACAAUUCCAUACAAAGAAUUUUGUCUGAUUAUUUUGACUUCAUUCUUUCUGCUUGCCUGCAAUCUCUCCAGGUUGGACUAUCUGAUAUUGAUGCAAGGACCUUAAAAUUUUUGGUUUCAAUCACUUGUAACUAUAAGAGUUCAGAAGACAAAGCAAUCAAGGAUCAAUGUCUACGGCUUUUCAGCGAAACUCUAGGGAUCAUCUCAUAUCUGAAGCAUUUGUAUGCAUCAAAUGAUAUUGGACAAGUCAUCAAGGCAGUUGAAAAUAUCUUUAUCUCUGACUCUGAGCCUCCUGCAAAUUUAUACAUAUGCAAACCGAAUUUGGCUCAUUUCAUGUCAGGACUUAUACACAUGGAAAUGUUGGAAAGCGAUGAUGAUGCAAAGAGCCGUGCUGCUUGGGAAUUAUAUCACUUUCUUCUGAGAGAGCGGCACUGGGCAUUCAUUCACUUGGCAAUGACAGCAUUUGGAUAUUUUGCCGCUCGCACAAAGUGCAAUCAGCUAUGGAGGUUUGUUCCACAAGAUGCAGCACUUGCAUAUGAUAUAGUUUCAGGAGUGGAGGCAAACAAGGAGAGAUUCAUGGCUGCAUUCAGAACAUUUCUUAAUAAGGAAACAGCUCUUCUCACUGUUGCACCUUGCCCUGAUCAGCUUGAGUUGCUGAUAAGAGAAGGUCUUAUGUUGAAACAGAUGGUUCGUAAGUUUUCAGCCAUUGCUGAAGAGAGACAGCGAUUCGAGAGCAUGGAAAUCGAUGACAAGAACCAAUCAAAUAAGAAAAGAAAACUUCCAGAUGGAAUUAGCAGAGGAGUGGAAUUGCUGAAAAGUGGUUUGAAGAUUCUUGGGGAUGGUCUUUCCCAGUGGCAACCAAAUCAAUUUGACACCAAUGAACUGCAUGUCAAGUGUAUGACUCAGAUUUCUCAACUUGAAGAUGUCAUUAGUCACUUUGAGGAAUUAGCUGGAAGCAGUGAGGUACAAUAAUCUUUCAGAUAUGCUGAUGUUGAUUACUCAUCAAUUCGGGUUCCAUGCAACAAAAUCUUAUCAAUCAAACACAUGACAGAUCAGCCUAUCUGGCUUCUUUAGAACAAAACAAAAAGGUACCUCCUUAUCCCCUAUCUAGUACUUGAUGUUUUUUUUUUGUA